Messenger RNA from Epinephelus fuscoguttatus (brown-marbled grouper), 4849 nucleotides. It is a transcript of the gene slc5a7a, whose product is annotated as solute carrier family 5 member 7a. Bases 164 to 1957 code for a protein of 597 amino acids. The record is from RefSeq and is a predicted model, not a curated record. Gene Ontology annotation, cellular component: plasma membrane; axon; synapse. Lineage: Eukaryota; Metazoa; Chordata; Actinopteri; Perciformes; Serranidae. Gene Ontology annotation, biological process: synaptic transmission, cholinergic; choline transport; transmembrane transport. The transcript has 9 exons. Gene Ontology annotation, molecular function: choline:sodium symporter activity.
UAACUGUUCCUCGCCGGUGCAAAGACGGGGACGAGGUUUCCUAAUAAACCGUCCCAACUGUUCUGCUCACUGUUUUCUGCCUCAGGUGCCCCAGCACAUGACUCUAGAAACACUUGAGCAGGUCUCCAUGCCCUCCCGUUCCUAGCGGCAGACCGGUGCGACAAUGACCAUCCAUGUAGAGGGGCUUGUGGCUAUCGCGCUCUUCUAUCUGCUGAUCCUGUUCGUGGGCAUCUGGGCGGCAUGGAAGAACAAACACUCCGGGGAGGCGGAGGGCACCGACCGCAGCGAAACCAUCAUGGUCGGAGGGAGAGACAUUGGAUUAUUUGUCGGUGGAUUUACCAUGACAGCGACCUGGGUUGGAGGAGGAUAUAUAAAUGGCACAGCUGAGUAUGUGUAUCUGCCUGAUUAUGGCUUGGCUUGGGCUCAAGCUCCCUUCGGAUAUGCCCUCAGUCUCGUUGUGGGUGGUCUUUUUUUCGCUAAGCCCAUGCGCUCACGAGGUUACGUCACCAUGCUGGACCCAUUCCAGCAGAUGUAUGGGAAACGCAUGGGUGGCCUCCUCUUCAUACCCGCACUGAUGGGUGAGAUCUUUUGGUCCGCUGCUAUCCUAUCAGCCCUCGGUGCCACGCUGAGUGUCAUCGUGGACAUCAACAUUAAGAUGUCAGUGGUUAUCUCAGCACUCAUUGCAAUCUUUUACACCCUGGUCGGAGGACUUUACUCUGUGGCCUACACUGACGUCGUGCAGCUCUUCUGUAUCUUUGUUGGCCUGUGGAUCAGUGUCCCCUUUGCUUUGAUCAACCCUGCGGUGUCGGACAUUACCGUUACUGCAGUGAAGCAGGUGUACCAGUCGCCCUGGAGAGGCAGUGUCAACAAGACUGACACCUGGGUCUGGAUCGACAACUUCUGCCUCCUGAUGCUCGGAGGAAUACCCUGGCAGGUCUAUUUCCAGAGAGUUCUGUCCGCCUCCUCGGCCACCUAUGCCCAGGUCCUCUCCUUCCUGGCUGCUUUCGGGUGCCUCGUCAUGGCUGUGCCCUCCGUUCUCAUCGGGGCCAUCGGGGCCUCCACAGACUGGAACCAGACAAGUUAUGGCGCCAUUUCUCCUAAAGAGAAGGAACAAGCAGACAUGAUUCUACCCAUUGUGCUCCAGUACCUUUGCCCGCCGUUUGUCUCUUUCUUCGGCCUGGGUGCCGUGUCUGCAGCCGUCAUGUCCUCUGCAGACUCCUCCAUCCUUUCAGCGAGCUCCAUGUUUGCACGGAACAUCUACCAGCUCGCCUUCAGACAGUCGGCUUCUGACCGUGAGAUCGUGUGGGUGAUGCGAAUUACCAUCUUUGUAUUCGGCGGCCUUGCCACAGUAAUGGCGCUGGUGACCGGGACAGUUUACGGCCUCUGGUAUCUGAGCUCAGACCUGGUUUACGUCAUCAUCUUCCCCCAGCUGCUCAGUGUGCUCUUUGUCAAAGGGACCAACACGUAUGGCUCUGUGGCUGCCUACCUGUUCGGCAUGGUGCUGCGUAUAGGUGGAGGUGAGCCCUACCUGCGGCUGCCUCCUUUCAUUUAUUACCCUGGCUGGAUCACUGAGGAGAGAAUACACCACAUGACUGGAGAAAAGGAGGAAGUUAUCGUCCAGAAGUUCCCCUUCAAGACCGUCUCCAUGAUCGCCUCCUUUUUGGGCAACGUUGCUUUCUCCUACCUGGCAAAGUACCUGUUUGAAAGCGGCAAGAUUUCACACAAAUACGACUUUCUCGACGCAGUGGUGUCCAAGCACAGUGGGGAGAUUAUGGAUAAGACGACACUUGUGACUCGUGGAAACAACAUCGGGCUGUCGGAGAUGGCGCCCGUCAAAUCGCGGCUGAGCGUGACCUUGGCGACCGCCUUCACACGCCGUGACACGUUGCCAAAAGAAACAGUGGAGGAGGAGGAGGAGGAGUCCAGCCCCGAUUCCUCUCACCAUGAUGACGAAUAACAAACUCAGGAUGUGAUUUAAAAAAAAAAAAAAAAAGAACAUGUGAGUGAACAGCCAGAGAACUGGUUACUCUGUCAGAUCCUGCAAAAAGAAAUAAGAGACUACGAGCAAACAUCCUCCCUUGGGACUACAAAAGUACCACAUCCAGCAUGUGGUGACUGGAUAACAGCCACAUGUUGGGAUAUAUAGUGUAGCAGCUUGCUGAUUGUCCGGACAUGAAGUUCUCUUUCUGUGACAUACAUCAAACAUUCACUCAUGUAGUACUUAUAGAUAGCUGGGUGUACUGUAUAUUCAUCCUUUUACGAACUGCUUUGGAGAUCUUCUUAAAGAAAACUGUGUUCACAGACUUAAAGCUGGGGUAGGCAGUUUAAUUUUGGCAUCACUGGUUAAAAAUCUCAUCCUAAACUCUGAGCAUAUUGUAUUUCGAAAGGUCUGAGUGAAAGAUAGACGUCUGCACCUCCUCUUGGUUCUGUUUUCAGGCUUCUAGGUUCACAAUCUAGGUUGUGAUGGGAGACUUUGGCCAGUCACAGGUCAUUUCAGAGAGAGGGUGUUCCCACUGGCUGUUCUAGAAAUACAGAUGCACGUGCCCAAUUCAAUGGCAGAGAAUCCUGCAGAGAGGUUGCUAAUUCAGCACUGACAACAACUCCUGACACUGCAAAGCAACCCAAAAAAGGAAGCAGGGCUUAUCAAAAAGAGUCUAAAAGAUAGUGUGACAAUAAAUGAAAUAAAACAAGUGUUAAUAUCUGCAAAGUAUUUCAGAGAUGGAGAGAAAAUGUUGCUAAUAGUUUAGCUUUAUGCCAACUGGAGCCAAAGGCUUAGAGCCGCAGCUCUAAGUUUAUGCUUAUGUAGCUAACUUUAGCUAGAGCCUCGAAUCACUGUGUGUCCUCUGCCUCAUUCCUCACCACUACAAACCAGCCUUCUGGGAGGAGAGUGGGCAGCAGCUCAGAAGACCACUAGACAGUCAGUAGCCACAGCAACCUGAAUCCAGCCAACACAAACCUUAGGUCCACGGAACCGGACAGCCCCAGCCCCGGUCUCACUUGGAAGUUGUCAAAAACCGGCACUUGGGCAGUGACUUCCAGCGUCAGACAUUGACAAAAAAAAAAAAAGCUGUCCUUUCAUGUCGGCAUGAUAUGCAGCCGGUGGCAUCAGGGAAAUGUGAAGGGACAAGAAUGAAAGUUAAGGCGGCGAAAGUCCGAGUAGGGCAGGCGAGAGAGGUGGUUAAUGGGUCCACCAGCCACCGACUUUCACCUGGGAUGCCAGUGUUUGCUUCCUGUAAGAGUACGCCAAACCUUGUCUUUUCCUAAACCUAACCACGUGCAUUAGUUGUUGAAGGAAAAAAAAAAGACAUUAAUUUGCGGUGUUGUACUGACGUAGUGCGUUUAUUUUGAAAGAGACUGUAUGAAAACUUUCCUGUGAAAAUGGAAGUGUAUUUUGAAAACAGACAAUGCAUGUAACAGGUUGAAGGUGACACGGUGUCUCAGAACGUCAACAACCAACACACCCAGGGUACCUUGCACGUCAUAUCUCUACAUGGAAAGUCCAUGACCAAACGUCCAUAUGUGACGAGGUCAGAGUGAGAAUGUGUUGGUUACACAGUCAGACCCAGUGCCGCUGCUGGCCAUCAUGGCGCUGUGACACCCUGCGCUGGAAGGGUUUGCGCUGGCUGCCUGUUCUCCUCAUGACGGAAGCAGUCCACAGUGGCAGGGAGUGGGACAAAGGCUGCUAAUUCUUGUCUCAUUUGUGGUUCGAUAAACAGAGGAACAGAGGAACAAGGAGGGGCUGAGCUAAUGCGUAGUGCACAACUGUAGAAUGAAAUAAAUCAAUGUACGGGAAACACUUGGUGACUGUAUGAAGAGCGUGUAUAUGCCUGUGGUCGUCUGGUAGGAGGAGCUCAAGACAGAGAGGGGAGAGCUGCAGGAGGAGUGUGCGAUUUCUGCCUGCCCCAGCUUUAAUUUGAUUAAAUUUUAUUUUUUAUCACUAAUGAAAAAGCAGAACAAAAAACAGAUGAGUGAAGAUAAGAGAUGCUGCAAACAUCUACUGAGUGGUGACAUAUUUUAUCAGAAAUAUGAGAAGGAAUGAAACAGAUAACAUUUUACAAGAUGCGACUGACAGCACAACCAUAGUCUGGAAGAAGAAGACAUUACUGUAGUAUCAAAUAGAUGAAAGCAAUAACACAUACACAAACACCUGUACAGCAAUUAUUACAAAUAUCUGGUUGUGAGAAAGUAAAAAACAUCAACAAGAAGAAAUGAUGGAGAAGCUUUAUUAUGUCAUAUCAAGCCAAUAAAUUUCUGUUAUGUGUGAUGAACAUUUGCAGCACUGUAAUAAUCAGGUUUUGAGUCAUGAUUUAAGACAUUAAAUAAACUGUGAUGUCAUCGACAUGUUAACCAACACCCAGACCUGAUUUAGUUUCAUACAGGUUUUGAUGGCGAUCACGUCUCUCAUUAUGAACACAUCAUGACUGUGAAUCAAGAAAGAAACAAUCCAUGUAUCAUGCUGACUAGGAAAUAUACAAGCUGUAGUGACGGUAGUUGACUUGCAGCAUUAGCUAAUAUUCUCUUUAACGUCAGGUGUAGAAGCCGUUUUAAUCAUAAAAAUCAGUGUAAAUUAGUGUUUAAAAUGAUCUUGUAUUCAACUGCCUUAAUGAAGCUCAUGAAAACAGUUUAAUUUCCACAGUUGCGACCGGACUGUGGUCAGACUGCAGCGAACAAAGACUUGAAUAUGAAUGUAACCUCUACAAAAAAAAGAUCUGAUUAUAUCAAGUAGUGUACUUCUACUGCUGUUUGUGUAUGUUUUUGUUUGUGAUUUUCGCAAAGUCAAACACUAACAGUUGCAGAACAAGGUGGCGGCAGGUUCUGCUUCACAGGUCUGUUCUUUCGUUUGUUGUCA